UCAGUUCAAACAGUCAGCUGCUUGGCGUGACAACAAAUUAAAUGGCGGCAGACGGCCAACGGAAAGACACCCUACACCACAGAAAGGCGUUUUAAAUGCUGCUUUUUAAACUCUGACAAAUCAUAUUCCGUGUCCCGAUACGACCAUGGAGCCUGUGUCGUUCGCAGAGGAGCUUCCGGAGAGAAAUUUGUGUGUUGUCGGCUCGGAGUUGGUGGAAAACUACACGGUCUACAUCAUUGAGGUGAUGGUUGGAGAGCAUAAAUGGACGGUGAAGCAUCGCUACAGUGACUUCCACGACCUCCACGAGAAGUUGACAGCAGAGAACAAAGUAGACAGACGUCUGCUCCCUCCCAAGAAGAUGCUGGGCAAGAACUCUAAGAGUCUUGUGGAGCGUCGUCAGAAAGAUCUGGAGCUCUACCUGCAGACGCUACUGCAGCAGUUCCCACAAGCCACGCCCACUGCACUUGCCACUUUCCUCCACUUUAACCUUUACGAGAUCAACGGCAUCACGGCGGCACUGGCUGAGGAGUUGUUUCAUCAAGGUGAGCAGUUGCUGCAGGCUGGCGAGGUGUUCUUGCUGCGUCCGCUGCAGCUUCACGCUGUUUCCCAGCAGCUCCGUCAGGCCAAACCGACAUGCUGCAACGGGGACGCCAAGACCGACCUGGGACACAUCUUGGACUUCACCUGCAGGCUGCGCUACCUCAAGAUCUCCGGCACUCGAGGCCCAGUAGGAACCAGUAACAUCUUGGAGAACAGUCUCCCCUUUGAUCUGUCUUUUUUCAAGUCACUGCUGCAGAUCGAGAUCAGCAAUUGCAAUUCUGAGCAAAUUGGAGGUUUGUCAUCUCUGAGGUCAAGUCUGUCCACACUGAAUAUCCACCACUCCACAGAAACCAUGAUGCUGAUCCUCGUCCCGGAAGCAAGUGAAUUCUCACAGUGGGAAGCAGAGGGGGCGGAGUCUGGAUGCCCCGUGACCGCUGUUGUUCCCCUGUGGGGAAACCUAACCACGCUGGACAUGAGCCACAACGCCAUCAGCACCAUCGACGAGUCAGUGAAACUUAUCCCAAAGGUGGAGUUUCUCGAUCUGAGCCACAACCAGCUUUCUUCAGUGGAAAACCUUCAGCACCUGUACAACCUGGUGCAUGUGGAUCUGUCCUACAACAAGCUGCGCAUACUGGAGGCGGCUCACACCCGUCUGGGCAACAUCAAAACUCUUAGCUUGUCUGGCAACCAGCUGGACCAACUGACGGGCCUCAGCAAACUCUACUCUUUGGUCAACCUGGACCUCAGCCACAACCAGCUGGCCCAGUUGGAGGAAAUCAAAAACAUUGGUGCUCUGCCAUGUCUGGAGAAACUCAACCUGUCCUCUAACCCUAUGUGCAUCAUCCCCGACUACAGAACGAAAGUUUUGGCCCAGUUUGGCGACCGUGCAGCAGAGGUCUGUCUGGAUAGUAAGGUGACAACAGAGAAGGAGUUGGACACAGUGGAAGUGUUAAAGGCCAUUCAAAAAGCCAAACAAGUCAAAUACCGUAUGAGCAGCAGUGACAAGAAGAUCAGUGAGGAGACCAGGCUGUCUGCCGCUGCACCUCCUGGCCUCUCUCCCCCCUCCUCUUCCUCUUGCUGUACCUCUGUUGUCGCCCCUCCCUCUUUUACCUCCUCCAUACCCUCCUUUUCCUGUCAGGCCCGCCAGGCUGCCUGCGCCAGCCAAGAAAUGACUGACAGAGAAGAAAUCGCCACUCUGCCCAGUAUCCUCCCACCUGCACUCUGUACCGGCGCACACAUCACAUCUGCUGUCAUCACACAGGACAGAGAUUCUGCUGGCUUCCUCUCUGAACACUCGCACUGUGAUUCCACUGCAACUGUUAGCACAACAGCCACUGACAGUUGCACAUGCUCCCUUCCUUCCUCCAGACCAGUUGAAGCCACUUGCUCCGGCUGCGGCGCCACCUGGUGUCCUCUGCUUGCUCCUCACCUCCUCUCCAUGACUUCCACCAACCAGCACUUUAUCACUUUGGUCUCUAAGCGUCUCCGCGCUGCUUUGAAGGAGCAGCGUAAGGCAAAGAUGGACACCACGGAGAGUAAGGAAGAGGGAUGUCAAUCCACAGAGAGUUCUUCACAUGUGGAAAGAACAGAAGUGGGCUCCCCAAGUCCAAGCUCCAGGGAUGGCUACUUUGAGAUGGGACUGGAUGAUUCGCUUCAGGAGUCUGACUCGCUCUCGUCCACACCGAUCGCUACUCCUCCGACAGGGCCAAGUGGGCCUCAGUUGAACCCCUGUGAUGAAGAUGAGCUGGAACAGGAAGUCCAAGUCAACAGUGUUCUGUGGUGCUACUGUCUCAAGGUGGAAGAGGAGGCGGUGGAGCAGAAGAUAGUGUGCUUGGUGCUGACGGAGAUGCUACUGGGAUUACUGCACUUAUCAAAUGAUAUCAAAGACCCCAAUCAGGAUGCAGACCCAAGUCCUUGGACCGAGGAUGUAUUGUCCAGUCUUCAGGUGGACCUACUGCUGUGUUUCUCUCAACUCCACCUCCAACUCCAUGCCGAGCUUCCUGGCUCAUGCCUGGCCUUCGGGCUCCAGUCCAGUCCCGCUCGCUACUACCUCUUCUCCGAGGUCCAGGAGCUCCAGCGAACCACAGCUGAGCUGAAACGACUGAUGCUGGUAGCGGAGUGUCAGCCUGACUUAGAGAUGCACAUCGCCCCCCAGCUUUUCCCUCACUCCCUCCUCAACUCCUGGGAGCUGGAAGAGAGUCGGGGAGCCCAGAGAGGCUACCUGACUCUUUUCCUAUCCUCCUCUUCCAUGACCACCUCACACCCGCUCCUGUUGGACAUUUUACCCAGCACGAAUGGGCCGACCUGCCCGUCGCUCCUCUUCGUCACGCCCCGACACGUCUGGGUACUGAAGAUAGACUUCAGAGAGCUCGCUACCUCCUCCUCUGGUUACAGGCUGGUCCGUGUGCCGCUUGGCUCAGUGGUGCUUCACCCCAAUGAGAGAGCUCCUCAAGCAGAUGUCGAGUUCUGCCAGGACCCAAACCACCACUACAGGUGGAGCCAUGUAGUGGAGCUGCUGUUGGGUGGUCAGAGGGUGUUGCUACUUUUCCCCCUGCCCCAAGACAAGAGCGCCUUUCUGGGAGAACUUAGCCAGCAGAGGGGAACUCUGGAGGGGCUGAAAAUGGUUGCUCUGCCGCUUUCCUGCAAAUGUUUGCCACAUCAAGGAAGUGGAGGUCCCAGCAGAACCAGUAAGCAGUGCUGUUGUACAUGUAGCAGAAAAUCACACAGCACCAAGAGCUCUUCUUCUCUCCCACUGGAAGAGACCCAACCAUCCCCCCACCUCACGCCGGGUCUUUCUCCAGGGUUGAAGCUCCUGGCUGGGCUUGAUGGGCAUCAGCUACUGACUUACUUCCACAAAUAUAUAGCAUUGUCAGAGGGGGAGGAGCUGAGACAGGUGUUGUGGCUGUCCGUGGUCCUUUAUACGUCUCCUGAGGCUGAACUCACCUGCUGCCUGUUGCUCUCCACUGAUAGCAUCUACUUCCUGUUGGAAGACUCUGCGGCCACACACUGCCUCCCAGCCAUGGAUGUGACAGAUCCGGACACUAGCGUCUGUCUUUGCUGCUGUCUCACCAUCAGACUCUCUGAUCUGCUUUCUGUCAAUGUGGGAUUGUUUGAUCAGUACUUCAGGCUCGUAGGUCGUUCAGCCGAGCACAUAGUGUGCUGUCUGAGCAGGGACAUUUACGGGACCGGAGUCUUUUUGCAGGAACUGAUGUCUGCUCUCAGUCUGCAGCAGCAGCAGCUCCCCGCUCCAGAGCCCUCAGAGCAGGACUUCUACUCCCAGUUUACGAACAUAAGCACAGGUAAGAUGCACAACUACGAGCUGGUCCACUGCAGCAGGGUGAAAUUCAUCUAUCCCAGUGAGGAAGAGAUGGGAGACUUGACCUUCAUCGUGGCCGAGAGGAAGACACCAGCGAGUACGGCAUCCUCAUCGUCACGCUCCUUCAAUGUGCUGCUGUACCUGCUGGUCUUUCAGGUCCAGAUGCCAAACGACCAGGCUGCUUCCCUCACAGGAUCCUCCUCAUUACUUGGCUCCGCCCACUCACCCAUCCUCCAGCCUCGGACUCUGAUCCUGACCAGUACGGAUGUCUUCCUGUUGGAUGAAGACUAUGUCAGCUAUCCUCUUCCUGACUUUGCCAAAGAGCCUCCUUCCAGAGAACGGUAUCAGCUGCGUGAAGCUCGAAGGAUCCGCGACUUGGACCGGAUCCUGCUCGGUUACCAAACGUACCCUCAGGCUCUGACCUUGGUGUUUGACGACCUGCCAGGCCCGGACCUGCUCUGCCACCUCACCAUGGACCACUUUGCUGUUAAGGCGGAGGAGGAGACGCUGCCUUGCGGGGGCGUCGGCGGGGGAGCCGAGGGUGAGGUGCAAUGGUGCGUCUUCGUCCCGGGAGCCGAGAGCAGAGAGAGACUCAUCUCGCUCCUGGCUCGCCAGUGGGAGGCGUUGUGCAGCCGAGAGCUUCCUGUGGAGCUCACUGGGUGAUCGCACUGCGGGCAACCAGGCAGUGACCUCAACCUCUAGUGGGGGGGGGGGCAGGACCGGUUUCAUCCAGACUAUUACGGAAAUCAACUUCUAGCUGCUCACAAACAACUUCACUGAAUGGUCCGGCGAGGAGCUGGUUGCCAUGGAGAUGUAACGCAAAGAAAGAGCAGUAUUCAGCAUUCUCCUCAAACGUAAUGGAACAAGUUGAAGAAAGGAGAAUGCUUUGAAUGAAUUACCCGCACACUGAUGCCCAGUUUGGAAAGGUGGUUUUCCUUUGUGUUGAUCACCUCCUUGUGGGAGUUGGCUUAGUUAGCAUCAGGAACACAACAAUAGCAUCCAUGUGCACAUUUGCUUGGAGAGCCACCAUCAGUGUUUUCUUGUAUUUAGACAAUAUUGUCCACCUCACUUUCGCUUUUCACGGGUGCGUGACCACAACCACGCUUUCAGUCAAGCAUUUCACUCACUUUUUUUUUUUUUUUUAAAUCUUUCAGUGAGUAUAAGAGAGACUUUUCAAAGAAAAGGGAAAUUGUCUGCAAAGCCAAUCAAGCCAUGCAUGCAGGUGGCAAGUUGUGCUUUUUUAAAAGACAUUGUGCUCCGCCCACCCACUAUUUGGCAAGUGCCCUUAGGAGGGGAAAAAAGGGACUUGCAUGCAGCAGAGUCAGACUUGGCACUAUUGCAGCACAGCACCAGACAGACUGAAUUUAGUGCACAACUUCUUGCACUUGGAUGCGCUCUUAUGUCAUUUUUAGGUCAUUCACACAAAUGGACUGGCUUUUUUUUAAUAGUUAUUAAGUUGUUAACUAGUGAUCUUUAUCUAAAGAUGUAUAUUUAGUCUGUUUUUAGUGGAAUUGAAAAUAUGCUAGUUAGCCUAUAGCUAGGAGCGUAGUUGCCUGCUUUAUUUACAUUACAGUAAACCAAAAAUUACUUUUGUGCAGUAUUGGUCAGACCACUAUUUUAACACAUAAACACACACACAGCGCUCGGCCCAGAGCAAUGGAUUCUUUGCACAUUCUGAGAAAUGAAGUAUUUCUUGAAGAAAAUUAACUUUUUAUUGAUAUUCUAACUACGUACACUCAAUAGCCAUGUCAUUAGGUACACUAUUUCAUAAGUCGUACCAAAAAAUUGUCUUAACGAGGAUAUUAAUGCUCAUAAUUUUUUAUUACUGUGCUUGCACAAUAGUACGGCUCUUAAAUAAUAAUUUGUCAAAACUGAACAUAAUUUUGAAUAGUAUUGUGUCGGGAGUCAGUGUUCCUAAUGAUGUGGCUGCUUCGUGUUUGAAUCUGAGGAAAGUUUUGUAGUAAUUGUGCUCUGUUGUCUUAUUAUUUUUCACAAAAUGACAGUUUUAUAUUGUCAUUUGAGUAUUUUUAAAUGUCUGUUUUUAUAUCAUAUGGUGUAUUUUGUACAUCAAAAGAAACCCCCUGAUGCCCUUGUCUCUCCCCCCUCCCAUCUCUACCUCUUGUCCCAAGGAGAAUACCACUAAAUUAAAGUAUCUGAAGUUGUUUUAUUAUGACCCCACUUGAUGGUCAUUGUCAUGAUUUUCAGUCAUAGAAUUUUUAUUUUUAUUUUUUUUUUUUUUACAGAAUGAGAGGAAUUGUCCUGAACUCCUACUUCCAUGUAUCCGUCUAUAAAAUGCUGAUCUGUCUUUCUCUGAGGAGCAAAAACAUCCCAAAGAAAGAAAAUUCACAUCCACGACAAAAAGUUCUCAUCAGCACUUGCUCUCUUGAUGACUCUGCAGUCGGGCAGCGACAUAGCCACCUUUAAACUCUUUCUCGCUUCCUCCUCUUCCUGUCGGCAGCGGUGGUCGGGCCAUCAAGCUUUGGUGCGUUUCCGUUUGACGGACACUUUGCACAGACCGAGGAUUUAGAUACUGUACAGGAAGUGUCUGCUCAGCAAAACGGCCUUUAUGGUCUGUGAUAGUCGCUUGGUGGCUUCCAGUAGGUCAUGUGUUCAUGUUGGUUUUGAAGAUUCACUUUUCUAAGUCAGAGAUUGUGCCGAGUCAUGAUUGUGUGAUGUACUUUUUGAUUGGACGGUAGAAAACACUAAUGGUUGUAAAUCCUCUUUUCCUUUUUCCUGUCACUUCGGCUGUUUAUGAGCUCAGAGUGCUGAUGGAAACAUUUGUGAGAGUAAGAUAGUAACCGGGACCCCCUUGCUACCUUCAGCCCCCUCUAUUCAUGUUUUCAUAACUUUUUCAUGGUCUUUGUAUGUGGAUGCCGUUACGCAACAGGCCAGUGAUACGUUAUCGAGGUGUCAAGCGUGUAUCACUGUACUUGCGUUUCUUGUGGUUGAUCAGGCAGCCUCAAGGCACCACGAACCUCUGAUAGAACUUUUAUCACACACAACGGUCGCCUGCAGGGUCAGAUAAGGCGUAAUGACACGUGUGAUGAAGGCUGACACUCAAAUCAAAAGAUUGAAAGAAAGUACAUACAUUAGAGGCGGUGUUGUCUUCAAUGAAUGGUCAACGUCUCCUUAUAACCUCUAGAAGCCAGCGUUAGGCCCACACCG
This is a messenger RNA of Doryrhamphus excisus (bluestripe pipefish), 7021 nucleotides long. It is a transcript of the gene nisch, whose product is annotated as nischarin. The record is from RefSeq and is a predicted model, not a curated record. Lineage: Eukaryota; Metazoa; Chordata; Actinopteri; Syngnathiformes; Syngnathidae. Gene Ontology annotation, molecular function: integrin binding; phosphatidylinositol binding. Gene Ontology annotation, cellular component: cytoplasm.